Oncorhynchus mykiss (rainbow trout) is the source of this 3734-nucleotide messenger RNA. Lineage: Eukaryota; Metazoa; Chordata; Actinopteri; Salmoniformes; Salmonidae. The record is from RefSeq and is a predicted model, not a curated record.
GGUAGGUGUGGGGUCAGUUAAACUGGGUAGAUCUUCCUCCACUAUGACCCAGCUCAAAACAAGGAAAUGGAAAAUGUAGCUAGCUAGAUGCGGUUUCAAUCACUAUUACACUUUGUAAUUAGAAUUGGCUAGUAAUGGUAAAGAAACUUGAGUAGGCGUGACAUCGCUGUUAUUUAGAAACUGAUAUGAUCAAAAUCAUUUUAAUAAGUAACGUACACAGCGGCAGGUGUCACAAACGGAAGAAGUCCAUGUAACGUUAGCUAAAGUAUCGCGUGACCGCUAAAACGAAAAAGUUUGCGGAUUUGCUUUGUUCUGUGGCUACUUGAUAAAUGUUGUGACUCAUUUUGGAUCAUCUCUUUAUUUACGGCAUCGAUUUCAUAAAAUGGAUAGAAUUUGCUCGCUGUAUUUUAGUUACGUUCGAUAGCUAUCGUACCAUCAGACUCAUGAGUGCUUCCCGCUGGUUCGCUGGCUAACUAGCUAGCUAGGUGCUAGCUAAAUGGCUAGCUAAUUUGAGAAGUUCAAAGUUAGAGAUGGAUGAUAUAAUUUCGCUCAGCUCCGGGAGCGGAGAGGACUCGGAUGUUGAAGUUGUUGGUGUUUACAGUGACACCGAGAACAAGGCCGAAGCAAUACCAUUUAUCAGAGGAGGAUGGGUCAAUCUGGCUGCCUACACACCGGUAAGUGUUCCCCGUGAAGUUGCAAGGGCUACCCGAACAUCAACAGAAGAGUUUGUGAUUGACAUUACUGGUCGGAGGUGGGCACUACCACCACCAAGGAGGCGCAGGAGGAGGGACCCAGGUGGGCCUGUAGAAGUGGUGGACUUGAGUGACAACAACCUCUCUGAUCACUCAGAUCCAGGGCCGGUGAGUCCACUACCUCAGGGAGAGAAAAAGACUGAGGGACUUUCAAAACACAAAGGACCACAUACCAAAAGUCCAGAUUCUCUGUCCUGCUCCCCAACUGAACAAGAGUUGGAGAACAAAGCUGUUUUAAAAGCAGAAGAAAGUGACAUCCUUGAGUCCAAUCAGAGUUCUCUCAGGGAUUCAUCUUCAACUCAAGAUGUCAAGAAUGCUGUGAAAUGCUCAGAUGUAGACAUUCCAAAAUGUCCUGUCAAAUCACCAAGUGUGCCUAAAUCUGAACCACCAGCAGGGAAGGCAAAAGCCUCAGGGUCUUCCUCUUACCAGAUAACUUGGGAGUCACAACAGUGCUUGGGUAUAACUUCUCAACCACUGUGUGAAGGGAAAGGAGAGCAAGAAUGCCUCAAGGCCAAGACCCAAACCUCAACCAUUCCAAAUGAAGCUCUGACUAGCUGCACUGGAAAAGUAGAAAAUCAUGCAUUGGAAGAGCAAGAAAUAGAGUCUAUGUUUACAACGGACAAACCUCUUCUGACAGAGGAAAGGGAAGAACCAGGGUCUCCACAAUCAAUACUCUAUGCUACUCUCUCCCUCUCCCCCCAAAGCCUAGACAGCCCCUAUUACGACCCUGAUGAUAUAGACCCAGACCCUUUCAGGUUCUCAGAGGAUUGGGGUGUACAUGAAACUCGGCACAACGACACCUGUUAUUCCCCUACACACAUCCCCUUUGAAAGCUCUCUCUCUCCACCUCUACCUGAUGAUCAGACAGUUUGUCUCAACCAGAGUGACCCAGAUAACUACCCCACCAGUACACACAGUCUUAAACAGGAUCCAGUCUACCCCUAUUGCUCUCCUACCAAUGGCACAGGAUCAGUGCUGUUGGAGGAAAUAAAUCAACUUCAGGCCUUAAACCGCACCAUCUUCAGUCCCUGCUCUCCUUCCAUAGAACCAGACCAACAGGCUCCCCAGAAUUCCCAGCUAACCACCGGCUCCAACUCCCCUGGCUCCUGCAUGGGAGGAACUCAUAGCAAUAAUGAGAGCCAGCCUAACCGGACCCCCAGCCCUACGUCCACAGUCAUCCUAGCUGGGGAGUCCCCAGACUGGCCUGUGGAUGAGACUGAGGCAGACCUGGUUAUGGAUAGCCCCCUGUACAUGUGUAGUAGUAUCCCUAGUGACCCUCCCAUGUCGCUGCGGUCUGAGGACAUGGAUGUGGAGGCAGGGCCCAGAUCUCCUGAUGCCAGCCAGCCUGGUUUGGGGGCUGAGGGCUUGAUGACUACUGCAUGGAGGGAUGGCAAUGAAGGAGAGGAGAUGGGUGGAGAGAGGGUUGGUGGUGAGAAUGACAUGGAGGUCAGCAGAGAGGACAGGCGCUAUGUGUGUCCAAUCCAGCUCAGGAAACUGAGGCAGCUGAUGGCUGGACCAGUUCAGCACCUGGUAAGUAGGAGAGACAUUUUCCCCACAUUUUCCUGUGUUUUCUCUCACUCUUCUGUUGUUUCUCUCCCUCUCCAGGAGGAUGAGGAAGAGGAGGAUGAUGGUUUUGGUGACCCAGAGCCUCUGUGCAGACAGAGCUUGAGCCUGGUGUACAGCACAAUGGAGGAGAACUACCCAGAGGGCACCCUGCAGCUGCUGUCUGACCUGCUGCAGCCCCGCUUCUUCCCCCCCAUCGACAUCACCACCCACCUCCUCAGAGGCAUCCUGCUGGACCCCCAGUGUCCCAACUUUCUCUGUCUGGAGGCCUACACUCUCCUCAUGAGGACCCAGAGGCACAAUCACACUGAUCAGACCACUAUUCCAUGGGACUGGGAGCUGUUGACGUCAGUCAUGGCUGCUGAACAGAGCCGUGGCAGGAGGCUCUGCUGUGAGGUGGUGCGUAUGCUGCUGCAGUACGUCGUCCAGACCAUGGAGGAUGACUUCCGGGUCAAACUUUCCUUCCGUGAUCUCCACCAUUCCAUCGCCAAGGCAACCCUGUCAUGUGAUGUACGGUUCACCCAGGUCAGAGAUGUUAUCAAUUGGCUCUUUGCUGCUAUUGUGAAAUCAACAGGGGACAAAGACAACAUGUCUGCUGACAUUGAGUUGAAAACACAGAAGGAAAAAGAUGAACAUCUAAAAAUGGUGUUCCUCCUCCAGAAGAUGCUGUCCUUUGCCUUGGAGGUGGACCGCUCCCCGGCUCUCAACUCCAGCAAACUCUCUGGGGAACUCUUCCACACGCUCAUCAGCACUGUCUGUCUGAGACAACACAGGAUGCUGAUGCUGGAGACCCUGGAGAGCAGACUACUGAGGUGUAAGCUGAUAGAGCACCUGCUGCACCAUGCAAGUCCACAGAAGACCCCUCUGCCCAUGUCUCUGAGUCUGCUGCUACACUUCCUACACAACGCCACCCUCCCACCUGACCCUACGGAUGGAGCUGAGAGCUGGAAGAAGUGGGAGGAGUUGGUCCAACUACUAUGGAUGUUGUUGCUGAGCUAUGAGGAAGUGAUGAAAGGUCACCUGCGCUCUGCAGUCACCGAGCGAGGGGGCUACGGUCGUGCUCCAAUCCAGACAGUGAAUGAUUCUUUGUCGCGGUUGGCGGUCCAGGAGGCUAUAGAGGCCAUCCUGUCCAGAGCCCAGGCUGACCUGGGCCAAGACCUGCCUCCACACGUCCACGAGUCCCUCACCUACCUGCAGGAUCAUCUGCUGGCCUCCGCCCAUUGACGAUAAGCUCAGCGCUUUGGUUCGAGCGGCUGUUGAAUGAUUUCUAUUUAUUUUUGUAAUGAUUCAUUCAGUUUUCUAAUCUUUCCCCCAAUGAAUUGUUUUAAAUAAAUAUUUAUUAUUUUUUUAACUAAUUGUCUUAUCUAUGUUUGCUAUUGAUGUAGUAGUGGUGGGACCUGUGUAGAUAGUCUGACUGCA